CAAAAGUUUGUAAAAGCAAAGUCCAAGUAGGUUCAGAUUCAGACUGGGUAUUUUGAUUUCAAUUUCUAAGAUAAGGUGUCAAAAUAUUGGAGAUAAAAGUACUUUAAUAAAGAUAGCCUGAGUCUUCACUCGAAACAAUUUUAGCUCUGUUUGAAAAAUGUCGCUGCUCAAAAUUCGCCGUUUCUCCUCGUCCUCGGUGGCCACGGCGGCCAUCAAGAACGUGACCGUCAUCGGCGGCGGCCUCAUGGGCUCGGGGGUGGCGCAGGUGGCCGCGCAGACGGGUCACAAGGUCACCCUGGUGGACUUGGACGGAAAGGUGUUGAGCAAGGCCAAGAACGGCAUCACCGCCAACCUGGGUCGCGUGGCCAAGAAGCAGUUCAAGGACGACCCCGCCCAAGGUGACAAGUUCGUGUCGCUGGCCCUGGCCAACCUGAGCACCAGCACGGACGUGGCUGAGGCGGUCAAGUCCGCCGACCUGGUGCUCGAGGCCAUCGUGGAGAACAUCAAGGUCAAGCACGAGUUGUUCCGCACCGUCGACGCCUUCGCCCCCAAGGACGCCAUCCUUGCGUCCAACACCUCCUCCCUGUCCAUCGAGGAAAUCUCCUCAGCCGCCCCCAAGAGAAAGGAAAAAUUCGGCGGUUUGCACUUUUUCAACCCAGUGCCCGUGAUGCGCCUUCUGGAGGUCAUUCGCACCCCUCACACCUCCGAGGAGACCUACAAGGCCAUGAUGGAGUGGGGCAAGGCCCUGGGAAAGGUGCCCAUCACCUGCAGGGACACGCCAGGCUUCGUGGUAAACCGACUUUUGGUGCCUUACCUGGCCGAGGCCGUCCGCCUGGUCGAAAGGGGCGACGCCUCAGCCAAGGACGUCGACAUUGCCAUGAAGCUCGGAGCUGGUUAUCCCAUGGGACCCUUUGAACUUGCAGACUACGUCGGUCUGGACACCAAUAAAUUCAUCCUCGAUGGCUGGGCCAAAAAGUUCCCCGACGAGCCGCUCUUCAAGCCGAUCCAGAUGAUCAACGAAAAGGUGGCUCAGGGCAAGUUUGGAGUGAAAUCGGGCGAAGGAUUUUAUGUCUAUAAAAAAUAAAAAGUGCAAUUUAAAUAUAAAUCGGUUUCUUUCUAACAAAUUACGGAUUCAGCAAAAGGAAAUGAAUUCAGGUGAAAAACUUUCCUCUUUUCUUGAUCGCGCUUUUCGAUUUUUAAAAGCAAAGUCUGGUAGGUGCAUCGAUUGGGAUCGCGGUUUGUGCGCCACUUUCGAGCGCGCCUUUGUUUCCUCGCCCGCAUGCGGCACCAAAGUGUUAAAAACCCUUUUGCCUCACGCUCUCUCCAUCAUUCACAAUGAGAGGCUCAAACUGUCUGGUGCUCAUCCUCGUAAGCACAAAUUCUCCACUUAUUUUUACUAAUUAUUCACUAAUUCAAUAUAAAUUUUUCUAUUUAAAGAGGUUCUCCAUGUUCAUUUUUGUAUUCCUCAAUGUCAAAGCAGACCAAAUUUCAUGACCCAAAGUUGAAAUAACUUAAGAAAAUUUGCGCCCGCAAGUUUCAAAACAGGGUUUUAUCAGCAGUUCAACUACUAUU
Neocloeon triangulifer is the source of this 1572-nucleotide messenger RNA. RefSeq names its product hydroxyacyl-coenzyme A dehydrogenase, mitochondrial-like. Gene Ontology annotation, molecular function: (3S)-3-hydroxyacyl-CoA dehydrogenase (NAD+) activity; NAD+ binding. The record is from RefSeq and is a predicted model, not a curated record. Bases 158 to 1084 code for a protein of 308 amino acids. The transcript is spliced from 3 exons. Gene Ontology annotation, cellular component: mitochondrion. NCBI's taxonomy places the organism in Eukaryota, Metazoa, Arthropoda, Insecta, Ephemeroptera, Baetidae. Gene Ontology annotation, biological process: fatty acid beta-oxidation.